AUGUUUAAAUACUUUUAUAACCAUUGCUUUUCUAUUAUGUUGUUUCUAAGGAUACAACACUUUAAAGAGAGCACAGCAUUCAUCCAUGAGUGUCGGCUGAAAGGAGAAGGCUGUCUAGUUCAUUGCUUGGCAGGUGUUUCCCGGAGUGUGACUUUGGUAGUAGCUUAUGUCAUGACAAUUACAAGUUUGGAAUGGGAAGAUGCGUUGGCAGCUGUUAAAGGGGCAAGGACGUGUGCCAACCCUAAUAUGGGUUUUCAGAAGCAGCUUGAGGACUUCGGAAAAUGUGAUGUCCUACAUCACCGAAUAUGGUUGAAGGAGACCUAUGGAGAAAGUCCUUUCCUGGAUGAGGAGGAAGCCAAGCAACUUGUAGCCAAGCAUAAGCAGAGAGAGGAAGAGUCCAGCGCUUCAAGUUCAAGCAGACAGUGGAGCAGUCAUCUAACCUCUCUCUCUUCCAUGGCGUACAGCAAUUACACAACAGAAACAUAA
This is a messenger RNA of Staurois parvus, 486 nucleotides long. NCBI's taxonomy places the organism in Eukaryota, Metazoa, Chordata, Amphibia, Anura, Ranidae. The record is from the annotation of a GenBank genome assembly.